This is a messenger RNA of Protopolystoma xenopodis, 354 nucleotides long. The record is from the annotation of a GenBank genome assembly. Lineage: Eukaryota; Metazoa; Platyhelminthes; Monogenea; Polystomatidea; Polystomatidae.
AUGUCGCCUGACAUUGUGUCGCUACAAGUGGGUUUAAUGAAGCGUAAUGAUCUCCACUACCGGUACCAGAUGGUGUUUGUAGGGCUUCUUGCCUACAUCCUGCCCCCUUUUUUCCUACCCGCUUGUUCACAAUGGCGCCUUUCACUGACGAUGCCAGGGAAACGUUUGGAAAUGUACCCAACCAAUGGUCCAACACUAGAAAUCACGAAUACUAUUGCAGAGGACACGCGACUAGGUAAGUUAAACAAGGUCUCUUUGACAUUUUCACUAAGUUGCGAAAGCAAGGUCGAACCAAAUGAGACUGUGACCAAACAAAAGGCCACACCAUAUUGGCUUCAUAUAUACGAAGAAUAA